AUGGACACCAUACGAGCGGGAAUCCUUGAGUUGGAACGAUAUAGUGCACAAAGGAGACAUGUUAUUGAUCUACUUGACGGGAACGAACAGAUCAGUUUUAAACAGUUUGUGAACGAAGUGGUUAUGAAACGGGUCGUUAAGAAGCUUGCCAAACUCCGGGAUACCUUGAGCGAUAUGAAACCACGGGCAACUCUACCAACUGAACCUGAACGGUAUGUCCACAAUUUUUCGCGUAUAUCAGUAAACAGGGAUCUUGCUGAAGCUUUAUUGUUAGGAUUAGAUUUCUGCUCUCCGAAGCGUAAGGAUGAUCAACUGGAAAUAGAGGUUCAGCUUGAAAAUUUGCAUUCGCAAACAAGUACCUUGUCGGCUGUGUCAAAGGAAUCAACAGACGCUCUGAAGGCAACAUUACAACGAAAUCGAUCGUCAGACCGAAGUAGUAGCGAUGGGUUCUCCACUAGGACCCCAACGGCUGAUAUCUUCAUGGCCAAGCUGGAAAACAAUGGGCCCAGAACAACCAUAGAUAGUCUACCUUUUUAUUGUCGUUAUGCAGAUGACAUCUUCUUCUUGACACACGAGAAAAUCUCGUUGGAAAUGCUAUUGAGAAAAUUCAAUGAGGCGCACGCAGCUAUUACCUUUACAUCAGAAGUGGAAUCAGGAGAUACCUUCCAUUUUCUUGAUGUGAAUCUCAAACGACGUAGUGAUGGUUAUCUGAACAGAAGUGUUUAUCGCAAGCCAACAUGGACUGGGCAAUAUAUCCACUUCGCUAGUUUCGUACCACUGAAACGGAACCUUGUCCGUUCCCUCGCAGCCCGUGCAAGAUAUGUUUGCUCCGAAGAAAGUUUACCACAAGAAUUGGAGAAUAUAAAACUAACACUUGUAUCCAAUGGUUACCCGGAACGGUUCAUUCAGAAAAAUCCAUCUGAGACACCCAAGGGACCUCCUAUAACAACAGUGAAUAAGAAAGACUUAUACAUGCGACUCCCUUAUAAAGAGGAGCACAAAAGUGAGCUAAUCAUCCGACGCUUGGAAAGAGCAUUCGCACGCACAUUUCCCGCAGCACGUUUACGCCUUCAGUUCACCAGUCGACUAAUUAUUUCCAUGAAUCUCAAAGAUAAACGGCCUAUUUCUACCUUUUCUAUGAUUACCUACUCAUUUGUUUGCUCAUGUUUGGCAAGCUACAUAGCUAGAACCAUCAGACAGUUCUCCCAGAGAAUCAAGGAACAUAAACCAGCCUGGUUGUCUACUGGAGAAAGAAAAACCAUGACUAGUACCAUUGUCGAACACCUCGCCAAUAUGGGACAUAAUGUGAAUGAAGACGCUUUCAAGGUGAUCUACCGAGUGCCUCCAUAUCCACCUAAGGCUGUUCGCCAACAACAUCUAGCAACAGCCGAGGCAGUAGCCAUCCGUCUGUUUAACCCAUCGCUUUGUUCCUCAAAACGAUUCGUUAAAGAACUUCAACUGCCGUGGCCACAGAGUGAAUUCAGUUGCAUGGCUGGAGUUGACUCUUUCCAUGACCCGUUGACCUUUGCGAUUGACGUCGUACCCGAAACCGGUGGUGGUUAA
Echinostoma caproni is the source of this 1563-nucleotide messenger RNA. Lineage: Eukaryota; Metazoa; Platyhelminthes; Trematoda; Plagiorchiida; Echinostomatidae. The record is from the annotation of a GenBank genome assembly.